Molecule: messenger RNA, 449 nt
Organism: Rhincodon typus (whale shark)
Lineage: Eukaryota; Metazoa; Chordata; Chondrichthyes; Orectolobiformes; Rhincodontidae
Product: rho guanine nucleotide exchange factor 40-like
Exons: 2
Source: RefSeq, a predicted model, not a curated record
UGUGCCAUCCCCUUGUGCGUGAGAAGAGAAGGCAGAGGAAAAGUUCGGGGGGGGGGGGGAGUUGGAAUUGCCAGAGAGCCGCAGAAGUGAGCUUCAGAAUCUGUUUGCGUUCGAUCAGACGGGACCAAACAGAGAAUUGUUUCUGAAACAGACGUCUCUGUCUCUUGGCGAAUCCCACCACUAUUCACGGCUCUCCCCCCUGACCUGAUGAUGAAGGAUGCAGCUGGGAAGAGCUGUGAGGACUAUGGACUCUGAAGCGGUGGAUAGCUGCAUCCAGAGGUCACUGUCCGCCCUCUACCCUCCCUUCGAGGAAACAGCUGGCACCCUCCUCGGCCAAGUGUUUGACGUGUUGGAGAAAACCUUCCGCCAUGACGCUCUGCGCUAUGUCAUCGACUUCUUUAUCCCGGCCAAGCACAUCCUGGAGACCAUCCAGCAGCAGGCCUGUGUAA